AGCGUGGGCGAAGGUUUGGGAUUCAAGCAAAGCCCCGAAGAGGGGCGGAAGUGAGGCUCGGGGGAGGAUUUAGGGAGGGGGACCGCCCUUGCUCGGAGCGGUGCCUUUGAGUGGCCGGGGAAUCAGGAGCAAGAGAAGGGAGCGCAGGGCUGCUUGAAGGAGCGAGGUAUCUGCUGAGCUGGUCUCCCCAACAACAACUCCGCGAGGACUCAAGGCGGUGUACAGUCAAGAAAAAUAUAGACACACAAACAUCAUAAAACAGGGCCUUGAUAGUACAGGGGUUUAGUGCACCCUGUAAUUAACACAGCUGCCUGCAAUUUCUGCUGGUUCGAAUCUCUCCAAGGCUCAAGGUUGACUCAGCCUUCCAUCCUUUCUAAGGCAGCGAUGGGUCGUUAUAUGGGAUAUCGCCCGAUUGCAGCCAAGGCCAAGAAAAUCCGCGAAUACUGGGCUUUAAAAAACCGACCUCGUGACUCCCAACGUUAUGCGGUGGAUUACGAGAAGAUGACCCGAGCUUUCACAGGCAAACGCCUCCCAGUGCUGGCCUGGGAGGAUGUGAGGAAUGAGAACAGGCUUUUUAUGCUCCUUUCCCGGUUGCGCCUCUUUGGCAUUGGCAGGAUGGUCACCCGUAAAUCCUGGCUAUGGGAAUACGAUGAGCCUUGCUAUUGGGUCAUUACUAAAAUAAAAGUCGAUUAUACGGCCGAGAAAAUGGAAUAUGGAAAGGCUUGGGGAUAUCUGACAUUUAGAGGCAAGCCCGAAACCGAAGAGAAAGAAAUAGACAAAGUAAUGUACCACGACUGGCGCAUGGUACCAAAACACGAGGAGGAAGCCUUUAAGAAAUUUACCCCUCCUGAGGAAGAGGAGAAAGUCCGGUAUGUCCUCUACCCACCACUGCUGCGGGCCAUGAUCCUUGCGCAGAGACAGAAGGAAGGCAAACUGACUGACGAAGAACCGAUGCUUGAUUUGGAGCCGACGGUUCACCUCCAAAAUUGGUCCCCCAGAAAACAAGCCGAAGGGACUCCAGUCUGAAGGCUUUAGGACUUUAGGAUACGGCUCUUGGUUUGUAACGUUCUCAGGUGUGAUCACACAGCCCAGUUUUCCUAUUCUGCCUUGCACUGAGAUGUUUCCGUGAAAUACGAUCCUGUCGCUGAGGCUGGGUGGGGGGAAACUCCCCCCCACCAGCAAUAAGUAAAAUUAUAAGACAA
Molecule: messenger RNA, 1202 nt
Organism: Pantherophis guttatus
Lineage: Eukaryota; Metazoa; Chordata; Lepidosauria; Squamata; Colubridae
Source: RefSeq, a predicted model, not a curated record